CUGGGUUCGGAGCGGCAGGGGUGGGUUCCGACCGUGCCGGGUGGGGGCCGGCGGGGGUGGGCUCCGACCGCGUUGGGUCUGCAGGAUGUUGGGUUCGACCGAGUGGGUCUGGGUUCCGAAGGUGCCGGUUUGCCGGGUGCUGGGUGUGCAGGGUGCUGGCUUCCGACCGUGCUGGGUUCGCACGGCGCUGGGUUCGACCGGGUGGGGCUGGGUUCCGAAGGUGUUGGGUCUGCAGGGUGCUGCUGGGUCUGGACAGGCAGGGCUGGGUUCCGACGGGGCUGGGUUGGGGCCGGCGGGGGUGGGUUCCAACCGUGCUGGGUUCCGAAGGUGUUGGGUCUGCAGGGUGCGGGGUUCCGACGGACGGGGCUGGGUCCGGGCGCGCGGGGCUGGGCGAGGACGAUGGGCGUGGGCACGCAAGGGUGGAGGGACAGCAGAGCGCGGGCAGAAAUCCCCGUGGGCGGGCGCGUUGGCGAGCGCGGGAGUGCGGCGGAUGCUGACCUCCGCAGCAGGGCCCGUGUGCACUCUGCUCCCCCUCUAGCCCCGCCUGGGUCCCCCGCAGGUGUGUGUGGGUCACUAAGGUGUCCCUUCCAGGGUGAUUCCCUUCUUGUUGGGGUCCAAUCAGAGCAGUCCUUUUGGAGCUGCUUCCUUCUGAGGAGGAUAAAUUAGCGUGCUCCGUAUGUGUGUUUCAAAGAUGAGCGUGGUGCCAUGCUCCCGGUGUUCUGGAGGCAAUAGUCUCCUCUGCUCUCCUGCGUUCUUUGAGCCUUUGCUGUUGUCCAGGUGUGUCCUGCAGUGCAGAGUGCAGCUGGGGUGCCCAGCUCUCUUUGUGUCUGUCCGCCCCGAGACCGAUUGUACCCGCAGAGCUCCCCAGACGUGGAGAGCCAGCCUAACAAGAGAGGGGAAGAGUCAUUUUUUUUUGACAGGGGGAAAUGCCACCUCACCCUGAUGUUAAAGCCUCCAAGCGUCCCAGUAGAGCUAAGGAAUGAAAAUAGAAAGAAGAGAUCAUCCCUACUGGGCUUUGUCUUCAGCUUUUUCCUCAGCACUCUACAGUGCAGGGGCGGGGAAGGAGGCUCUUCAGCCCAGGAGCCCCCCAGUGAACGUGGCAGAGUCAACAGGGCUUGGAACUGUCUCGCUAGAUUCCACGGGCACCACACGAGUCAGCGGCCACCGUGUCAGCCGAGUUCUCGUUGUCAGAGCUUAAUUCCUGAUGAUGCUCUUACCAGGAACCACUUCGCUCAUAAAGAAUUAUGCAGUCUGCAAAGCUGUGUACUGUUGAGUUCUGAUACAUUUGAGAAAUCAGAUUUAACUGCUCCUCAAGAAAUACUGUAUAAAAAUAAAUUCAUGCGGGAUUCAUUAUUCACCCCACCUCACAGACCGAGAAACCAAGAUGUGAGACCAGAGACUAGGCUGAAGGUGGACGCCACAGCAUGAAAGCCACAGAUGGUUUCCACCCAGCCUUUCACCUUUUCUCUAGAUAAUAAAAAGUAUAGUUCCAGACAGUGGGGCUGGAAGGAAAAGGCGUGUUUGCCUCAUCCCUGCAACAGAGGUCUUGGUCUACUGAGCGGCUUGCACAUGACUCCAUCCACUUGCUGCCAUUGAUUCAACAGAAGCAAAGAGAAUGCAGGAGACAUUGUGAAAACCAGGUUCUAAGGUGAACUGACUCCUGCCCCAAUUUUCAUAGGCUCUGGAAACUAGAAAGUGUCAGGAAGAAAAUCAGGAAUUUAACAGACCUAAGAAGAACCAAAGGUACAAAUAUAUCAACCUUGAUUCCCUAUGUCUCAUGCCCCUUUCUGCCAGAAAGUGGGUAUAAUAUAUAUAUACAUAUAUAUAUAUAUAUAUAUACACACACAUACAUAUA
This is a messenger RNA of Zalophus californianus (California sea lion), 1855 nucleotides long. RefSeq lists its product as uncharacterized. The record is from RefSeq and is a predicted model, not a curated record. Bases 943 to 1428 code for a protein of 161 amino acids. NCBI's taxonomy places the organism in Eukaryota, Metazoa, Chordata, Mammalia, Carnivora, Otariidae. The transcript has 6 exons.